Brachypodium distachyon (stiff brome) is the source of this 1681-nucleotide messenger RNA. Its product is annotated as general transcription factor IIH subunit 2. Gene Ontology annotation, biological process: regulation of transcription by RNA polymerase II; DNA-templated transcription; nucleotide-excision repair. The transcript is spliced from 4 exons. The record is from RefSeq and is a predicted model, not a curated record. Gene Ontology annotation, molecular function: zinc ion binding. Gene Ontology annotation, cellular component: transcription factor TFIIH core complex; transcription factor TFIIH holo complex. Lineage: Eukaryota; Viridiplantae; Streptophyta; Magnoliopsida; Poales; Poaceae. The coding region runs from base 88 to 1374 and encodes 428 amino acids.
CCGCCUGGCCCAUCAUCUCCUGGUCCCGAUCUCGCAUCCUCCCUACUCCCCCCUCCCAGUAUCCCACUCCACCUCCGCCGCCCCACCAUGUACGGCGUCGGCGGCGGCGGAGGCGGCUUCAACGCUUCCUCCACGGCCUCCGGCCGGCGGCGAAACCAGGAAGAAGACGAGGAGGACGACGAGGAGGAGACCGGCGACGGCCGCGUCCUCGAGGCCUGGGAGCGCGCGUACGCGGACGACCGGUCGUGGGAGGCGCUGCAGGAGGACGAGUCGGGCCUACUCCGCCCCAUCGACACCAAGAACCUCGUCCACUCGCAGUACCGCCGCCGCCUCCUCCUCCGCUCCGCGGCCGCCGCAGUCCGCAUCCAGAAGGGCCUCAUCCGCUACCUCUACAUCGUCAUCGACCUCUCCCGGGCAGCUUCAGAGAUGGAUUAUCGUCCUAGUCGAAUGGCCGUUGUUGCAAAAUGCGCCGAGGCAUUCAUUAGGGAAUUCUUUGACCAGAAUCCCUUGAGCCAUGUUGGGCUAGUGACAAUCAAAGAUGGCAUUUCUCAUCGACUCACGGACAUUGGUGGCAGUCCAGAGUCACAGAUUAAAGCAUUGAUGGGGAAGCUUGAGUGUUCUGGUGAUUCAUCUCUGCAAAAUGCUCUAGAACUUAUCCAUGGUUAUUUGAACCAAAUUCCUUCAUAUGGUCACAAGGAAGUAUUAAUUUUGUACUCCGCACUGAAUACAUGUGAUCCUGGUGAUGUCAUGGAGACAGUAGAAAAAUGCAAGAAAUCCAAAAUUAGAUGCUCCGUUAUUGGGCUUGCUGCAGAAAUUUUCAUUUGCAAGCAUCUUUGUGAGGAGACUGGUGGAUCCUACACAGUUGCACUGGAUGAGUCUCACUUCAAGGAAUUGCUGCUCGAACAUGCUCCUCCACCACCUGCGAUUGCAGAGUAUGCUGCAGCUAAUUUGAUUAAGAUGGGUUUUCCACAGAGGGGAGCAGAGGAUCUUAUCUCCAUCUGCUCAUGUCACAAGAAAAUCAAGUCCGGGGCUGAAGGUUACAUAUGCCCCAGAUGCAAGGUUAAUGUAUGUGAGCUCCCAACAGAGUGUCGAACUUGUGGACUAACACUAGUUAGUUCUCCACACCUGGCAAGGUCCUAUCAUCAUCUCUUCCCAGUAGCACCGUUUGAUGAGGUGACGUUCAAGCUAGGUCAAAAGGGAGGACAGAACUGUUAUGGCUGCCAGCAGAGCCUGAUUAACUCUGAUAGCCAAUCUAAUCUCCAUGUCCGAUGUCCAAAAUGCAACCAGCACUUCUGCUUUGAUUGCGAUAUUUACAUCCAUGAGAGCUUGCAUAAUUGCCCUGGUUGCGAGAGUCAGCGCAGUUUCUCUUCAUAGAGGUGCCAUUGUGUGCAUUAUUCAGGUGUUCAUCUUUUUCUGAGUCAGAGCUUAGGCAUUGUUGUAAGCUUUCUCGUACACUGACAUUGAUGAUGGUAUUGUUCGAUAAUCAAACAGUGUACAGAUAUCAGGCAUUUGUCACACCUCCUUUUAGAUUGGGUUAGCUAGUUAAGCUACAAUUAGAGGUCGAGGAGCUGAAAGUAUAGCAUUAUGCUGUGAAGAGGCGUUAGAAAUGUACAACGGGACUGAAACUUGGUAGUUCUUGCUGUUUUUCUGAAGCAAGAUCAAUAUAUGUUAUUUUUCUUCA